Molecule: messenger RNA, 1823 nt
Organism: Arabidopsis thaliana (thale cress)
Lineage: Eukaryota; Viridiplantae; Streptophyta; Magnoliopsida; Brassicales; Brassicaceae
Gene: RS2Z32
Product: RNA-binding (RRM/RBD/RNP motifs) family protein with retrovirus zinc finger-like domain-containing protein
Exons: 6
Coding region: 775-1506 (243 amino acids)
Biological process (GO): mRNA splicing, via spliceosome
Cellular component (GO): nucleus
Molecular function (GO): nucleic acid binding; mRNA binding; zinc ion binding
Source: RefSeq, marked reviewed
UUGAUUGAAACAAAUCGCUACCGUUGAAUCUCGUCGGUUUCCAAGUUAUAAGAUAGGGGUUGAAGACUAAUCGCAGUAUCAUCCGCGGUUCACUUCCUUCGUUUCGAAAUUAUUAGGGUUACUGCGUAUUUGCACUCUCCUUCUUCGUCUCUCCAGCUUGACAAUGCCUCGCUAUGAUGAUCGCUAUGGAAACACUCGCCUCUAUGUUGGUCGCUUAUCAUCUAGAACUCGUACCAGAGACCUUGAGCGUCUCUUUAGCAGAUACGGAAGGUAAAGAGUCAUAUUCCUUUGUCUUGACUGACCUAAUUUGACUUUUGUAUUCUUGGGGAGAUAAGUGUUUGGAUUUUUUGUUAAUUGUUCUUUGGUGUGAAUCUGGAAUGAUUCCUCUUUGAUGUUGUGCAGGGGAUAUAUACCUAAAGUUUAACAUUAGAAUCAAAGAGGGUAGUUUUUACUUAUAACGUUGCAUUGGUACAUGUGGGAAAAUUGUGGAGCUAGGUUUAGUGGAUUUUUUUUUCUUUAACUUGAAUGAUCUUGUUGAAGGUUUCUGGGGGUUUGCCUAACCUGGAGAUGUUUGAUGAAUGGGUGGACUGUGGUGUAAUUGGUGGAAAUUCUCGUCUGGUGUAUAGAGGGUGCAUCGGCGAUUUUGUUUGUUGAUUUAUUGCAUGUUUUUAUUGGAAAUGGCCUCAAAUCUCAAAAACUGGUGUUUGGAAGUUCCUUAAGUAAUGAUGGCCUUGAUUUUCUGGCAACAAUUUACGCAGAGUACGAGAUGUGGAUAUGAAGCGUGAUUAUGCCUUUGUUGAAUUUAGUGAUCCUCGUGAUGCUGAUGACGCAAGAUAUUACUUGGAUGGACGGGAUUUCGAUGGAAGUCGCAUCACUGUGGAGGCAUCAAGAGGGGCUCCUCGUGGUUCGCGGGACAAUGGUAGCAGAGGCCCACCUCCUGGUUCUGGUCGCUGUUUUAAUUGUGGUGUCGAUGGCCACUGGGCCCGAGACUGCACAGCAGGAGACUGGAAGAAUAAAUGUUACCGCUGUGGUGAAAGAGGACACAUUGAGAGAAACUGCAAAAACAGUCCUAGUCCAAAGAAGGCCAGGCAGGGUGGAAGCUAUUCCAGGUCACCAGUCAAAUCCCGCUCCCCUCGUCGCCGAAGGAGCCCAAGCCGUAGCCGUAGUUACAGUCGAGGUCGCAGCUACAGUCGAUCGCGAUCCCCAGUGAGAAGAGAGAAAAGCGUGGAGGACAGAUCACGCAGUCCUAAGGCAAUGGAGCGAUCUGUAUCUCCCAAAGGUAGGGACCAAAGCCUGAGUCCAGACCGAAAAGUGAUAGAUGCAAGCCCAAAGCGUGGAUCAGACUAUGAUGGUAGCCCAAAAGAGAAUGGUAAUGGCAGGAACUCUGCGAGUCCCAUUGUUGGAGGUGGUGAAAGUCCUGUUGGACUUAAUGGUCAAGACAGGAGCCCGAUUGAUGAUGAGGCUGAGCUUAGCCGUCCUUCCCCUAAAGGCAGUGAGUCACCUUGAUGGUUCACAGGUUAAAAGCUCUAUGUAGCAUUCUGUACUGAAGGAUGUUGUUUCCUUUCCCUUUCUUUCUGCGUGAUACUUUUCUUUUCGUUGCGUGACAAUCCUGGAUGUUACUUUGCCUUCUCUCUUGAUGACUCUUGGUUUGUUUUCCGACAACUUUCAAACUCUGCGAUGUUACUUUUCAUUGUUUAGUAAGAAUCAUGCAUUUAUGAAAUUCUCGCUUGUGGAUCGUUUAGUAAAGAAUAAAGCACCUCGUAAUGUCUUUUUUGGCAAAAAAAAAAUUUGGUAAGUAAAGGAAAAAGGAUUUAACUAUCGCA